Molecule: messenger RNA, 147 nt
Organism: Staurois parvus
Lineage: Eukaryota; Metazoa; Chordata; Amphibia; Anura; Ranidae
Source: the annotation of a GenBank genome assembly
AUGUCACCGGGCAGAUCGAGAGCGCCAAGUUUCCUGAAUUCGAUGAACUUUACUGCAAGUACUGCUUUGUGUACGGACAUGACUGGGCACCCACCUCUGGGGUGGAAGAAGGAAUAUCUCAAAUUGCUUCUAAAAAUAGACAUAUAA